UAGGAAGUCUCGCGGCUUUCUAUACUGUAAGACAGUUUUGUCUGUAACGAGAUCACGAAGUCAUCAUGGCAGGCUACCAAAUACUUCUACCUAUCGGUGUAUUUAUUAUAUCAAUUUGUACAGCAAAGGAGGCCGAUUUCUCUGUUGAAAAGCUUCAUGUUAAUUCUAUUAUAACUCAUCGCUUCGCCACCACACACGUGACAAGUGUGUUGGUGAAUUUAGGGUAUUCCCCCAAAGAGGCCAUCUUCGAUAUUCGACUGCCAAAAGGUGCAUUCAUUUCCAACUUCUCCAUGACCAUCGAGGACAAAGUUUACGUGGGUUACAUAGAGGAAAAAGAGGCUGCUCAGAAAACGUACGACGCUGCCGUGGAACGUGGUCAGUCUGCGGGUCAUAUCAGGGCAAGAGAAAGCAACAAAUUCACAGCCUCUGUCAAUGUUGCGGCAGCCAUGAGUGUUACCUUCGAAUUAACGUACCAAGAACUGCUGGAAAGACGAUUGGGCCUUUACGAACACGUAAUCUACAUUGACCCGGGUCAACCCGUAGCUGACAUGAAGGUCGAUGUAUACAUCGUGGAAUCUCGCGUGAUCACAGACCUCAGCGUCCCACCAAUAAGCAAUGACCUUAUCACAGAUGUCAUUAUAGAUGACACAAAUGAGUACGCCCGGAUUGACAUACUGUCAGAAUCCUCGGCCCACAUCGCUUUCUCUCCGACGCCAGAAGAGCAGAGGCACUUCUCCGAACAGGGGGUCUCCGGACAAUUUAUCGUCAAUUAUGACGUGGAGCAUGAAAUGGACGGCGUUGGAGAGAUUCUGGUAGUGGAUGGCUAUUUCGUCCACUUCUUCGCUGCCGGAUGGCUCGAGCCUCUAAGCAAACGAUUGAUGUUUGUCAUGGACACCAGCGGGUCAAUGAGCGGGAUUAAGAUUCGCCAGAUGAAGCAAGCUUUGGUGACUAUCUUGAAUGAACUUAGCCCGGAUGAUGAGUUUGGAAUUCUCACUUUCAGCAGUGGCGUUCAAAAAUGGAAAGGGGGAGAGAUAUUACCAGCCAGUCUCCAAAACAUUGAACAAGCUAAACUUCAUGCUGAAACCUUGAUAGCUUCUGGGGGUACGAAUAUUAAUGCCGCUUUGCUUCUUGGACUUGACUUGUUAUCCGGCGACUCAGACAAAUCAAACAUGUUGAUUUUCUUGACGGAUGGUCAGGCUACAUCUGGUGUCACCUCUUCGACGAAAAUUCUACAAAACAUCAAGACUUCAAAUGACGGUGUGUCCAUUUUUUCAUUGGCGUUUGGUAGUGGUGCAGAUUUUAGUUUACUUCAACAAAUCUCUGGUCAAAACAAUGGCCUAGCCAGAAAGAUUUAUGAAGAUGCUGACGCUACGUUGCAACUCACAGGAUUCUACGAUGAAAUCUCGUCGCCGUUGUUGUCUGAGUUGAAAAUAACUUACCUUGGAGAUGUCGAUAACAGUUCCCUAACUGAGAACACGCUCCAUUGCCUGUUCGAUGGGGCAGAGAUGGUUGUGGCCGGUCGACUAUCGCUGGACAACAACAGCAACAGUGUUCCCACCAUCGACAUUAAUAUAGAAGGGAACCUCGUGGAUUCGACUCUUGUGAUUGACCAGACGUUCAAUAUGACCGAUAUUACCCUAGAGGAUAUUCCCACAGCAUCAGCCGAGGAUAUCCAAGAAUUCACCCACAGGCUCUGGGUGUACCUGACCAUAAAACAAUUAGUAGCCACCACACAGCAGGCUUCAGAUCCGCAAAAAGUGCAAGAGGCCAAAAACAAGGCUAAGGAAUUGGCCUUGAAGUACAACUUUGUGACACCGUUCACAUCGAUGGUUGUGACGAAACCCGGAGACGGCGACGAAGAAGACAAGGAGGUGAUGGGCGGCAGACGGCAACAUGAUGAAGACGAUGUCUUCUACGAAGACUACGACUAUCAACCUAUGCCAAUUCAGCCCCCACAAUACGGAGGAUAUCUGCCAGGAUUACCGGGAUUUCCUGGACUGAGCGGUCCAUCCGGCUUAAGGCCUGAUAUGGUACCCAAAAUGGUAACAAUGCGAGGAUUUCCUAAAUACACUACGACGAGACCAGCGUUUAACAUUUGGGCAAGAAGGACAACAACAACAGCAGCAACAACAACAACAACAACAGCACCCAAGAGACGACUGUAUGUCACUACGACUCUUCCACCGAAGGUAUCGAAAGGUUACCUUCCGGCCAUAAAUGUACGUUUAAAUGACCAACAGUCGCCAGGAGUGGCGAUGAACGUUUGUUUUGACAUCCCAUUGACCGCCUCCAAACCCGAGUACACCAUCCUCAGGACGGGGGAGACAGAUGUAUCGGGCAAAGUUUCCCGCGCUUACACCAAUGGGAAAAAGUUCGCUCAAAUUGACAUCAAAACGCCAAACAUCACAGUAAAGAUCACGACCCGAACUUUGCGAUUCGAGGGGAAAAAAACCAUCGCCUGGUGGCAACUUAAAAAAGUUAACAUUAGCCAAGGGGAAGUAACCGCCUCUGGUGGACUGAAGCUCGACCUCGGAGGCGAUUUAUAUGUCACGGUUAAUGUGUACGGUAUUCAGAGCAGAAGAUCUCGUGUCAAGCCUUUCCUCGCCGUCUCCGUGAACUCUGCUAACUGGGCGUACGUACAACCAACUGGCCUCGUGGGAAGAAUUUUGAAGUUGAAAGAGCCCCGAGUGAAAGGAAACCAGCUGAUGUAUAGGAAACCAGUCCAGAAAUCUGUCCCUGUGCAAGAAUAUACACUGCUGGAAAACGACAUUUGUAACCGUAUUACAGAUUCCAACACUGUCACUCAUUUAUUACAGCUGUAACAUACAUGUGGUAUUAACGGCUGACAAAUGUGUUUAGGUUGUGCCAAAUCAAGACUUACCAUAUAGCUCACAUUGGCUGUGAUCAGAAUACUCAGUCUGUAACAAAGAUUCCAAGAUGGCAUACCUGUAUCGUACCACACAGGUUACGGCAUGAUAAAUAUACAUUGCCCACUGCCAAAGAGGCUUUCUUAGAAGUCAAUCACUGUAUUCCAGUAGUGUCAUGGGAUAAAUAUAGGAAACGUUGGUGAAAAAAAUUGUUUGCGAUUACAGGCUACUAGAUUAAGUUUGAUGUUUUUGUCAAAUGGUAUUAAGUGACCCAAAAUGUGUAAGGGUGAAUUGUCACUGUAAGUGACUUGACAAACAACACAAGAAAACCUAAAAAAAACGUCGUUUUUGUUAAUGGAGUUUAAUAGUGGUCUGUAACAAUUUUGGAUAUUGUUAAAUUAUGUGUUUCAGGGUGGGGGGGAGGAUGUAAAUAUUGAAAGGCUUUUGAAUAAAUGACAACAUCGAAGUAAUGCAAAAUGUUAGGCGUUCUGAGUGUCUGUUUAUCUUUAUUGACAACAUUACAGUAUAAUAUCCCUCCGGAAACUGUUUUACGGAACCAGUUUGUGUCCAAGUCCAAAACUUUAUCUUCUUUGCAAAAAGACAAAAGAAAAAAACCAAAAAAAAACCAAAAAAAACCCCGUCAAAUCUCUGAGAUUACAAUUUUGGGCUACAGCCCCUUGCCUACUUCUUCUCGCCAGAGGCUGACUAUACAAAUAGGUAGAAACAUUUUCAUCUUGAAAUCAUUCACCUACAGGUAUAUGUGCGAUAAUGUGAUCGGAAAUUUUAUCCCCCGAAAAGAGAAUUUUUACAAAAAAUGUCAGAAUCAUGCAAUGUUAGCAACUUAGCAAACGCCAAAAUUUUCGAUCAUUUAUACUGUUUAUCAUGGCGAUAUAUAGUGAUUAUCAUAUAGAUACAAAGGUAAAGUUUGGGCAUCUGACUAAAAAUACAGAACAAUCGCUUUUAUAUAUGCAUAGCACAUAAUGUCCCAAAGUACCUGCAUGAUCAGCCAGGGCCCAAUUGUUCAAAACUGUUUAAAUCAAAAAUAAAAAAUACCAGAUUUAUUUUUAA
This is a messenger RNA of Liolophura sinensis, 3935 nucleotides long. Its product is annotated as inter-alpha-trypsin inhibitor heavy chain H4-like. NCBI's taxonomy places the organism in Eukaryota, Metazoa, Mollusca, Polyplacophora, Chitonida, Chitonidae. The coding region runs from base 66 to 2822 and encodes 918 amino acids. The record is from RefSeq and is a predicted model, not a curated record. The transcript has 16 exons.